AUGAUUUAUAUAAAGAAAUUAGGAUAGUUUGGCUCAGUGUAUAUGUGUAAGAAUAAAAAGGAUGGUAAAUUGUAUGCUUUGAAAUGCAUCAUUAAAACAUAUAGUAGAAUAUCAUUUAGAAAAUCAUCUAAUAUAAGAGAAAACUGUUCUUGAACAAAUCCAAUUUCCUUUGAUGAUGAGAUUCUACAAAUCAAUGAAGGAUGAUAUAAAAGGCUUGGAACUUUUCAAUGAAAUUAGAGAUAUAGAAUUACUGAAUGUUUAUGAUUCAUAAUUUUAUGUUUCCUCCUUAUUACUUUGUAUGGAAUAUCUGCAUACUCUCCACAUUGUUUACAGAGACAUUAAACUAGAAAAUUUGAUGGUAGAUCAUAAUGGAUUUAUUCAUUUGAUUGAUAUGGGGACAGCCAAAAUUUUCAAAGGGAAGGGUUGCGCAUUUACUAUAAUCGGUAAUCCUCAUUACAUGAUUCCAGAAAUUUUAAAUGUAUAAGGUAUUAUAAUUAUAAUGCAUUAGGGUUAUUCAUAUUUAGUGUAUCGGAAUCUGUCUGUAUGAAUUUAUGUGUGGAGGAGUUCCUUUUGCUGAAGAUGCAGAAGACCCAUAUGAAAUAUAUGAGGAAAUUACAAGGAAACAAAUUUCAUAUCAAAAUCAUUUUAAAAAUAGAAAGGCUAAAAAAAUUUAUCGAUUAGUUAUUAAAUAGAACCCCAUAAAUUCGUAUAGAAGGUAAUUAUGCAGCUUUGAAGGCUAACACUUGGUUUAAUGGAUUGGUUUAGGUAUUUGUGAUACAACUUAAGAAGAUAUAGUUUUAUAUACUAUUAAAUUAAUAUUCUAAGUGUUUUUCUAUUUUCAUUAAGUUUUGCUAAUUUUAAUGUACUAUAAUAUAGGAUAAACUGACGGAUAAAGAGUUGAAGCCUCCUUAAUUCCACCUAAGGAUAGGCUAAUUUGGGACAAAGAAAUUGUAACAAUUGAGAAGUAAAAUAAGAUCAUAUAGAGUGAAAUCAAGAUUGUAAGAUAUGAGAUAAGGUUUAGGAUAUUAGAGAGAAAAAUUUAUAUAAGAAGGAAUUAGUAAAAGAUCUUUAUUGGGAUGA
This is a messenger RNA of Paramecium pentaurelia, 1080 nucleotides long. Lineage: Eukaryota; Ciliophora; Oligohymenophorea; Peniculida; Parameciidae. The record is from the annotation of a GenBank genome assembly.